Molecule: messenger RNA, 3629 nt
Organism: Electrophorus electricus (electric eel)
Lineage: Eukaryota; Metazoa; Chordata; Actinopteri; Gymnotiformes; Gymnotidae
Product: TBC1 domain family member 20
Biological process (GO): positive regulation of GTPase activity; endoplasmic reticulum to Golgi vesicle-mediated transport
Cellular component (GO): endoplasmic reticulum membrane
Molecular function (GO): GTPase activator activity
Source: RefSeq, a predicted model, not a curated record
UAGCUACUAGCUUAGCUAGCCUUGCUACAUAUAUCUAUGACAGAUGACAGUAGUUUGGGUUGAAGGAAAUUCCUGUUAAAUGUCUGUUCUUUUUAAACACGAUGUUUAGGUAGCUAGCUAGCUAAUUAAUGGAAAAGGUCCUUAUACUAUCAGCAAACUGUUUUCAACGAUCGUAAAAGAGAUGAAAAGGGUGAAAAAACGACACCAACCGAGUGGGACCCGAACAGCUUUCAACGGUACCAAUCGGAGAGGGGAAGAGCACAUCUCCUGGAAGAAACAGAAGCAACUAGAUAUUCACCAGGCUCUGAACAGUGACCCAGUGGACAUUGAGACCCUGCGGAAAGCAGCAGUUAGCGAGGGAGGCUUGUUGACUGACGAUGUGCGGAGGAAAGUUUGGCCCAAGCUCCUCAGUGUCAAUGUCUUUGACCUGCCCGCCAGACCUGCUAAAAAUAUUAGGGAGAAUCAUAAGGACUUCAACCAGGUGCUUCUUGAUGUUAGACGGUCUAUGCGGCGUUUCCCAAGAGGAAUGCGAGUUGAUGAGAGGGCAGUACUGCAGGAGCAGUUGAUUGACAUCAUUCUGGAUGUGCUGAGGAGGAACCCACAACUGCACUACUACCAGGGCUACCACGAUAUAGUGGUGACCUUCUUGUUGGUGGUGGGAGAGCGGGUGGCCAUAGCCAUGGUUGAGAAGCUGUCCAAUCAUCAUCUCAGGGACUUUAUGGACCCCACCAUGGACAGCACCAAGCACAUCCUCAACUACCUGAUGCCACUUCUGGAGCAGGUGGACAGUGAGCUGCAUGACUUCAUGCUGAGCAGGGCUGAAGUUGGCACCAUCUUCGCCCUCAGUUGGCUGAUCACGUGGUACGGCCAUGUCCUGUCAGACUUCCGGCAUGUUCUUCGGCUCUACGAUUUCUUCCUGGCCUCCCAUCCGCUAAUGGCUGUUUACUUUGCUGCUGUGAUCGUGUUGCACCGUGAGCGGGAGGUGAAGAGCAGUGAGUGUGACAUGGCCAGUGUGCACCACCUGCUGUCCCAGAUCCCGCAGGACCUGCCGUACGAACAGCUGAUCGCCCGCGCCCAGAGCCUCUUCACCUGCCACCCGCCUGCUGAACUCGCCCACUCCGCCGCCCUGCAAUCCCGCAAGAGCAUCACCAUCAGUACCUUUCAGGCCUUCCAGAUGUCCACGCAGCAGCAGCGGCCAGACUCCGUCCUGCGGCGAGAGGUCGUCAACCGCCAUGACGCCCGCCUCUCCCGCGGCGCCCCGCCCUCCCGUGCUGCCCACCAGCUCGUCAAGGCGGCGGUGUGGGGCCUCUCGGCCACGCUGGGGGUGGCCGCGCUGGCCGUGGCGCAGACCGCCAUGGACUGGGCGCCAGACUUUCUCCUGCAGCUCUUCUGACCCACACAGCCCACGUGCCCGCCGAACCUGGAGAGACGCCGGCCGGCUGCGUCGCACGUGACGUUCCAGACACACCCCGAAGAACGGAUGAGAGGGAGAGAAGGGCAGAGGGGACAUGGUUUAUUUAUCCCUUUUCCCCUCGUAUUUAUAGAUUUUUACCCAGGCUAAUAUUGGGAGUAUGAAAGGUGGUAGAUGGGUUUUUGUAAUGAUAAGCAUUUCUGAAUGCAGUUCCAUCAGCAGAAUGUCGGGGGUGAAAAGUGCGCUGGUAGCGGAUCCAGAACAGCAGCAGACGCACAAAUUAUUAAAGGGAUUUUUUUCCCUCUCCUUCCCCCCUGCUGAAGGCCUUCGCCGAGGAGUGAAGGAAACGGCUCAUUCAGACGAGGGGAGACGAGUGCAAGCAGGUGGCUUUCUUUGGUCUGCGGAGAAUAGAGGACUUGGCCUCCAGUGAAGGCACUUUAAAGUGGUAGACUUUACACCCGGGCAAGAACACACAUUAACCAAAAAACCUCGCUUACGCACGCACACAAGCACACGCACACAAGCAUACACACACAAGCACACACGCGCACUCAUACAUCUAUACACACACAUCCGCCCUGGAUUUACCACAUUAAAGAGUGGGUUGUCCAUCAUUCUCAAAGGAGUAACCACUAGUCUGGGAGGUGGUUUUCAGUGAAACUGAAAAUUACUUUGCAUCAGGAAGCGUUCCAUAACUUCCUCGCUGACAUCACCAUCCUUUCCUCCACGCUGAGUUCAUGGCAGAGAUAGGGGACAAACUGAGCUUCAGCAAACACCCCCUACCACCCCCCACCCCCAUCCCUGAGGCCUUUAGCAGCUUGCCUGCCUACACGGCCAGGCACCAGACAACACCCUCCAGCCUGACAGCGAUUUUUAACGAGACAUUUUCAACGCAUACCUAACGACCUGGAGAACAGAAAUUUGCCCAAAAAGAACAAGGGGGUUCACCUUUGUCUUCCUGCAUGUUGCACCUCCGACAGGGUCGAGUGGACACGGAUGAGGCGCCAGAACCUGAGUCAUGGGGCAGGCGUCAUUGGACACUCGGGUCCGCUGUUGCCUUAAGGUGAGGAGAGCACUAGUGGGGGUUUAUCGUAUGUGCACCACUGCCAACAAAAAACCCCAAAACAGCAAGGCAGAGAAAGUUAUGCCUCGGAAAAUGUGUGCAUGUUGCUUUUCCUUUCUUCGCUUGCUCAAUUAUGUGGCAAGCCAGGAAUGCUCAGGCCAUCUUGAUUUAAUGUGAAUUUAAUUCAGCCCGUUGGCUGUUGACAGGGCUUAGGGCCAAACACAGAUACUGGUUUACGAGCGCGGAUCUAUUUAAACGAACGUAGAAGAAGUGAGUGAAACUGGACCAGGCUGGACCAGGCUGGACCAGGCUGAAACGCGGUCAGGCGCUGCUGUGGAUGUCCACGGAACUCGAAAUAUGCGCAUACGCAAACUAAUUGUACAACACAAAUGCAGUCAAUUUUAUGUUCAAUUCAGGUGUAGGGGGAACACUUGCACAUGGUUAAGUUGUUUACAGUUCAGUUGAGAAUAAUUUAAAAAAAAAUCUCUCUCCCUAAUUAGUAUAUUUUCCCCCCCGUUUGAAUAAAUAUGUGCGGUGUGCACUGUGGCUAUAAAGGGGCUGCCUUCUGGCUGUCUUCGGCACGGCUGGCAGAUGAGCUCCAGCAGUCGGUGUGGGUGGGUUUGUGAGCGGCUGGGUGAGUGACAGCAGUGAGCCAGGGCUCUCUGGCCUCCUGGCUCCUGGGAGGCAGUGCUGUCCAGUUGGAAUAUUUAGUGGUGAAUAUAGGCUUUUGGAUCAGGACCAGAGCCUCUGCCUGCACGCCUGACACUGAGAGGGAAGGCAAUUGUGUGAAGUUUUUGAAACCUGUUUAAGAACUCAAACUUAAGAACUUGGAGUGUGGGUUUUUGUCCACUCUUUUUGUUUUUUGUUUCCCCACUCCGAUUUUGUUAAUGGAGUUUUCAUGAUCGAAUAGCAGAUGUGAUGCCAAACAACCCCCCCCAACCCCAAGAACCUCAUUCAAAUAAACAUUUUAGUUGGGUUUCAGAUGCAUUACAAUAGUAAUAUAUUUUUGUUUCUUGAUGUUUACUUGAAAAUCUUGCACAAACAAUAUCAAAUUGAACUUAUUGUACUUACUGCAAUUUUUUAUUAAAUGAUUACAAUAUUUUUGGAGGAAUUUGGAUGACUGGGAAUGUCCCAUGUAAAUAAAAGCUUACAUAU